Messenger RNA from Pocillopora meandrina, 4005 nucleotides. Lineage: Eukaryota; Metazoa; Cnidaria; Anthozoa; Scleractinia; Pocilloporidae. The record is from the annotation of a GenBank genome assembly.
AUGGCUGACCCUGCCUCCAGGAAAUCAGCAACGCUCAACCGGUUGCGAUCGCAACUGCGACGAAAACGGGAAUCUUUGGCCGAGCAAUUUGACUUCAAAAUGUACUUUGCAGUGGUUUUUAAAGAUAAGGUAAGCAAAUUAUUUAGUGGCAGAUAUAGUAAUAAAUAAGUGGAUUUUAUCAACAAUUCACGCAAUUUCAACUUCGUAAAAAAGGUUUCUAUUACACUCUUCAUAUACAUUAAGUUAUUCGUACUGUUUUGUGGUUUAAUAGUUAUCUUCUAUUGAGAUUGCAAGUUCGAAUGUUGUUGGUUAUCACAAAGUUUGAAAAUUAGUCUGUAAUAAUGUUAAAUAAAAUUUGAUCUAACGAAAACAUUGGAGCACAAAACACUAAUCAAAAUGAAUAGUGUAAUUUUUUUAUGAUUUAUGAAACGAUCAUACUAGAAUUGUUAUUGCUAUAGUAUACAGAUGUGAGUAUUUUGAUUACAAAUGUGAUAAGUCUACAUUCAGUAUGAGUGAUUCUCACUUUAAAUUGACAUAAAACAGUGAACCUCAGAAUAAAUAAAUGAAUAAAAAGUCAGGAUUUAAUAGGGCUCAAAUGUAUAUCCUUUCUACUCCCAUUGAUUGCUCCUCAGAGCCAGGAGUCAAGAACUCUCACCCUUCACUACUCAAAACAAUACCUGCCCACUUAAAGUAAUAUUUCUCUUGAGGUCAUUCUCCUCAAAAUUGUACCUUUAAUAACUGGAAGGGGUAUAUCAGCACAUAUUGCUGUAUUCCCUUCAGAACUGUUGAUCACCUCAUGGUUUUUAUCUAAACAUUGAUGUAGUGGAACAUUUUCUGCAUAGUUAGAAUGAUAAAGCAAUAAUUAUCUUUACAGCUGUAAGUAAAACAUGCCUUUUGUUUUUCUUCCCAUCUUCCAAAACCUCAACUCCCCCAAAACCAAAGAGUUUAUGGACAAUUCAAUACACAAGGAGUCAACUUUAAAUUGCUAGGAUUUUGUUUUCACAUUGUUUGAUUGCUCUUAACUUCCUAGAGUUUUUACCAACUUACUAGCAACAGUAGUUGGACUCUUUACCAUCCUGGGUCCAGUUGUGUAAACAGCGGACAAUUCUAUCCCACGGAUAAAUCGCUAUCCAGUGGAUAAGUGAUAGCAAAAUGUAUAGCAUUAUCAACUCGAUAGAGAUUUAUCCAGUGGAUAGCAUUAUAUGAUCUUCAAACAACCGGGGCCAGUAGUUUUGAGAAUUGCUGUUGAUGCAAGUACCUACCCACUGAAAGAAAUGCACAUGUGAAAGCACUAGUCCUCUUAAAAGUAGUCAAUGUUAUUUGUUACAGAAGAAGAAGUCUGCAUUGUUUGAAGUGGCAGAGGUGAUCCCAGUGAUGACAAAUAACUAUGAAGACAGCAUCUUAAAAGGUGUCAAGGUGAAAAUAAAUGUUUGUUUAUGCUGGUGCUGAUAAGGGAUAGGAAAUGAGUACAACAGUUGAAUUUGCCAUUUGCCCUGGUUUCUAAGAGUGACAGUUUAGUUAAGUUCUCACACAUAAAUUGUACAUAUAUAUAGUUAUUAUAGUCUGACAAAUCAGUCAUUAGAGUGGUCUUUUGUUCUCUGGAAGCUGCGUCGUAGUGCAUUUAACCCUUCCACUACCAAGAUCAUAUGAGUAAUUCUCCUAACUGUUUGCUUACAAUUCUUAUGAUGUUAGUUAAACUAAUGAUCUCCUAAAUUAAAUUUUUCUUUAUUCUCAUUUAUUGAUUUUACGUUGUUAAUUCUAAUUCGUAAUUAAUUCUAUCUUAGUCACUCAUCAUAGUUAAAGGGUCAACUUAAAUUACACAGCAGCCCCUAUCUGGUUUAAGAGUGAAGAGCUAGUAACUUCCAUAGGAGAUAGAGAAAAUACCAGCUUGAAGCUUCCUAUUUAAAUGCAAAGAUAAUUGUAAGAGUUUUACAAGUAGAUAAUAUAUUUUCUUUUGAAGGAAGAGGUGUAUUCCCUUGAGAGCUCACAACAGCUGUUGGAGAAAGACAUUGUUCAACUUCAUGCUCCAAGAUAUCAGUGUUUAAGAAAAGUAUGAAACUCUAAGUUAGACUGUGUGUUAGCUAGGCCUUGUUAAUUAAUUUUAAUAGGUGCAUUCUAUCCAACUUCCUAAAUUCAUUUGUGGGAUACACAUUUGUCCCAACGGAAACUUAAAUUGUCCUUAAAAAUGAAGCUUUGCACAGAUUGGAUUUUUUAUAGAAUUAUGGAAUAAACAAAAAGCUUGUAACCCUUUGUACCAUACUUGUCAAAGGUGGGUAACAUUUAUCUUUUGAUCAUUUCCUAGGAUGUCAUUGGAUGUGUGCAGGAAAUUGAUUUCUUUUUGUGGCCUCGCAAUGACAUUGACAAGAUAGUAUGUCUGCUGUUUUCACGAUGGAAAGGGGAGGAAAAUUCUGAAUAUAGACUCAUUCAGGUGAAGUUUUGUAAUAUUAUCCAAAAUGUAAGGAUAGGGUGGGAGUACAAAUGUAAGUGAAGACCCCCCCUGAAUAUUACUGUUUCUAAUGUAGAUUUAUUUGUAAUUUGCAACAUUUUUUACUCCCCUCAUGCACAACUGAAUUGAUGUUAGAUUUGUUUGGCUGUUAUCUCUAGGGCAAGUUUGAAUUUGAAAACCAUGACUACGAGAAACAGUUGCUACGACUUUUGACCAGAAAGGAGCACACUGGUUUGAUCCUUAGCAAUCCAUCGCAAUCAUUGUUUCUUUUUGUUGACAAACAUCAUUGGCAGGUAUAGGUUAUUACAGUAUGUUCCAUGGAAGUAGUGUACUUUUGUCAGUAUUGCUAGAGUAGAUGUAGUCUCAUAAAAAAAUUGGUUUUUGCAUUUUCACUUAAAAUAUGGACAAUGAAUUUAUUACAAGCAAAGCUUGAAGAAAAUUGUAAGCUUUUUGAUGCAGAUAUCUGAUUUGUCUUUGAACAAAUAUAUAUUACCAUAUUUUAGCCAAAAGAAGAUCUUAUGUCAACUUCCCUUAAACAUUUUUGCAGCCAGCAACAUAAAAAGCUUCCAAACAGCUCUCUCUGAAAAAAAAAAAAGUUAUUGUGCAAGACUUGUUAUUUUUCUCAGCUCCAAGUGUUAUCAACAAAAAGAUUUAGUCUCUCAUUUAGUACUGCUUACUACAAAAAAUUUUCUAACACAAAAAGACUUUCAUGAAUCGCAUGCAAGAUUUGCAUCAGGAAACAUCACUUUGGAAUAUUCUAACUUGAUAAUUCUUCAGUUUUUGCUUGAUAUAUUUGGUUACAUGAAGGACCAAAACCAAGUGUGAGUGUGGGUGAAAAUUAUUGACUCAUUACAAUGUGUUUUACUCCUGUAAUUAUUAAAUAUUUUCUGUGUACCAGGGGUAUUUUCUAUUUUUUAUUUUAAUAGACUGAAAAGAGUAAAGUUGGAGUAUUCAAGAUGUCAAGUUUUUGUCUUCAUAUUCCACAAGUAAAGAUAUAUAAAAUUUUGACUUGAAACACCUUUUUCUAAGAGAGUAGGAAGAGUUUUUAAGCAUUUUUUUAAUUUGAACAUUCAUUCUUGACAAGCUGAAUUGGACAUUAGGAAUUUUUCAUGUGUGCUUGAAAAAAUCAACAGUGACAAAACUUUGUUUUCUCUGAAGAUACAUAGUGAAAGAGUGUGCCAUUGUAAUAGGAAAAUUAAAGAUGACAUUUUCACAAUUGACCAAGUGUGGGAUCAAAAUGCCAGAAUACUGGCCAAGAACAGGGCCAAAGAAACUAAGGAAGUCACCCUAAGUAGGAAAAGUGGGCAAUAUGGGUUUGUUGGUCAGUUGAUAUCAGCCUGGAUAGAAUUGUACUAAUUUUUGCUGCAUGCAGAGUCAGCCCAAAAGAAAUACAUUUCUGAGGCAUAAACUCCAUGCCUCUGUUUAAGGGUUUUAGGGGUGCAAAUGUUGAGUUCAUUUCUUAUUUAUUUACUUCUUGUGUGCUUGUCUUCUAGGAUCAAUUGACCCACUGGGGAAGUGAACUCAGAGAUGAUGUCUUGGCACCUUUUAAGCCUGAUUAA